Molecule: messenger RNA, 876 nt
Organism: Camellia sinensis
Lineage: Eukaryota; Viridiplantae; Streptophyta; Magnoliopsida; Ericales; Theaceae
Product: nuclear transcription factor Y subunit B-1
Biological process (GO): regulation of transcription by RNA polymerase II
Cellular component (GO): CCAAT-binding factor complex; nucleus
Molecular function (GO): protein heterodimerization activity; DNA-binding transcription activator activity, RNA polymerase II-specific; RNA polymerase II cis-regulatory region sequence-specific DNA binding
Source: RefSeq, a predicted model, not a curated record
UAUCAAUGAAAAAUUCCCUGCCACAAUGCCACAUUAUGUCAAUGGACCCUUUACUCUCUCACAUGCAUACAUGUGCAUAGCAUAUGUAUGUGUCUAUAUAGAGGAGGGUUAGUGACCAAGAGAGCCAUGUGUCAGUGUUUGAACUUUAGAUAGUAUCAAUAUAAGUUUCUCUUUAUAGAAAUGGUUGACAGAGAAUGCUUUGAGUACAAUUUUGCAGGUGCUAGUAGUGGUGGUGCCUCCGGUGAGGAAGAUGGUGUCAUUAAGGAGCAAGAUCGCUUGUUGCCGAUAGCAAAUGUGGGUCGGAUCAUGAAGCAGCUCUUGCCCCCUCAUGCUAAAAUAUCCAAAGAAGCUAAAGAAACCAUGCAAGAAUGUGCAUCUGAGUUCAUUAGUUUUGUUACUGGAGAAGCGUCCGACAAGUGUCACAAAGAGAAGAGAAAGACCGUGAACGGGGACGACAUCUGUUGGGCUCUCGGGAGUCUAGGGUUUGACGACUAUGCUAAGCCAUUAAAAAGGUACUUGAAUAGAUAUAGGGAGUUAGAAGGAGAGAGAGGUAACCAAAACAAGGGUAUCAACAAUGAAGAAAAAGAUGAACCGCCAAACUAUGAUAGAGUGGGCUGCUUAUGAUGAAGGGAAUAAUUGAUCACCUCAAGCUUUGGUCGUCAUCAGACAAAAAUGUAAGGCCUCUUUGUUCUAUUUGACAAGAACACCCUAAACUUUAAUGUGUAUUUGUUCAAAAUGCUGUAUUAAGAUUUGAUUAGGGUUUUCACCGUUUUUUGAGGAUGAGAAUUCAACAUUUAUCGAUUUAGAUCUGAUAUGUUUUCUAUCAAUUGUUUUCUGAGUUUGUUGUGUGGUUGAUCAUGUAGUCUAAAUGAUGAA